Messenger RNA from Papaver somniferum (opium poppy), 1548 nucleotides. Its product is annotated as protein MAIN-LIKE 1-like. Gene Ontology annotation, biological process: meristem development; meristem maintenance. Bases 1 to 1548 code for a protein of 515 amino acids. Lineage: Eukaryota; Viridiplantae; Streptophyta; Magnoliopsida; Ranunculales; Papaveraceae. The record is from RefSeq and is a predicted model, not a curated record. The transcript is spliced from 4 exons.
AUGCAUGGUCUUCCUGCAGAUGGCGGAAAGGUGUUGAUAGGUUACGAGGAGUCGUGGGCAAAUAAAAUCUAUGAGACUCCGGAUCAUAGGACUGCAAUCAGAAAUUUGAGGCACCAAAGGGCAGCAGCUUGGGAUUUGAAAAAUGAGGUUGUUGAGGUUCAAGCUAUAGUUCAGAAGUCUGAUUUAUGGAAAGCAAUCGAGUAUGAACAUAAGGAUUGUGAUUCAGCGGCCGCCUAUGCCUUUGAUGAGAGAUUCUGCCCAGAGACAUAUACAUUUCAUCUUCCAUUCGGCGAGAUGACAAUCACAUCUGAUGAUGCGGAAAAGAUUAUACGUCUUAGAGCACGUGGAAGGAGUGUAAAUGCUGAAUAUUCUGAGUUGGAUUGGGACCAGCUAUAUAAGUUGGCUGAAGAAGUUCUUGGUUGGGAUCAUACUAAUACCCUGACGGAGUUUUGUAACGCCGCUAAAGAGGUGGACAACGUGCAGAUUGGCGGCAGCAACAAACCAAAGAUGUUAAAGUCGUUCAAGAUGAAACGCUUGAAAGAAAAAUUUGAGAAUACUCAGGAGAAAGUUUCGAGUGGGACCCUGGUGAUGGAUGAGGCCAAAAUAAAUCAGACCGUUGCUGCUUAUUUGUUGUACACUCUUGGCCGUAUUAUAUUUCCCGAUCAUAGUGGCAACAAGGUGACUGCUCAGUACCUCCAAUUCUUGAAAGAUCUCUCAAAGGUAAGUGAGUACGCUUGGGGAACCUCUUGUGCUGCAUACCUUCUCCAAUCACUUGCGACAGCCUCGAGGUGUGACCCUAGGAACAUUGGAGGAAAUUUUAGUCUCCUUCAGGUGUGGAUAUAUGAUCACUUCCCGAAGUUGAAAUUAAGCACACCUAUUGAGGUCGUGGAUGAAACACUUCCAACUUCGGCCAAAUAUGAGUUCAAGGACCAUAAGAAGAAGGAUAAGCCUGAAAAGUUAAUCAAUUUAAGAGAAAAACUAGAGUCUUUAGAUGGGACAGAUGUUGUAUUUGAUCCAUGUGUCCAAACUCUACCGUUGGGACAUACCCAAAAGUUCAAGUUGUUUCCUAAGGGAAGCAAAGGAACAAAUAGCACCUCUAGUUCAUGGGAACCCAAAUAUGAACCCGAACUGUCGCUUGAUCAUUGGAAGCACUUGGAGGACAGCAUUUUGAGUUGGGAUGAGUUACAAACUUUGCAUCAAGAUCCUCGUGAAGUUGUUGAAGGCUACAUGGAUUGGUAUAGUAAAAUUUCCCAUCCUUUAAUUAUUGAUAGAGUUAGUCUAGCUCAAGUCGAAGCUGAAAUGGCGAAGGCAAAAGCAAAGGAAGUUGCGGAGGAAGCAAAGGGAGCAAAGAAAUCUGACAAUGUUAUCCAUGAUGCAUCUGACGCAGUGGCGAUGAUGCACUGGCAAGCUAUUGGCUCAAAGAAAAGGGCAAAAAGAACCCGCCUAGAACCUGGAGGCCCAAGUGGAGGUGGUGAUGACAAUGAAGGAGGAAGUGGAGGCCAAAGAGGACAUGGAACUACCAAAAGAGGUCGUGGAGGAGGUCGUUAG